This is a messenger RNA of Prorocentrum cordatum, 1224 nucleotides long. NCBI's taxonomy places the organism in Eukaryota, Dinophyceae, Prorocentrales, Prorocentraceae. The record is from the annotation of a GenBank genome assembly.
GGGGCCAGGUGCUGUACUGUAGCAGCUGCGCGGCGCUGAAGCAGCAGGGGUGCAGCGCGGUGUUCCUCCCGGACGGCUGCGUGGUUUGCUGGCACAUGAGCAAAGCGACGGAGGAGCUCAUCGUGGAGCUCGCUGCCUCCUGCCCCGACCAGCGGAGGAGGUGGAAGCCAUCUAUCUACUUUGGUGGGGGUGCGCCGCGGACUUCUGCUGCCACUCAGGCCCGCGAGUCGCUGGGCCUGGCGGCCGUGGUUGUCGCGACGGAGAGGCUGGAGGUGGUCGACGCGCCCGAAGCGGUCAUCUCCGCAGUAGACAAGGAGGACGGCCGCGUGAGACUGACGCGCGACCCCUGGGCGCGCGCCUCGCACCAGUGCGGCCUCUCGCUGGGGCUCGCCGUGGCCGUGCGGCUCGACGCGCUGGAACGGCGGAUCGAGCCCAGGCUGGAGUCCACCUGGCGGGACAUGCACACCACCAGCCUCCCGCACUGGAACCUGAGCACCAUCUCCCACAAGAUCUUCGAGACGGAGAAGGGCCUGCACGACGUGCGCUUUGAGCUGAACUCGGAGGCUGGUCUGCUGGAUGCCCCAGACCUGCUGUGGGAGCAGGCGCUCGCGGAGCGGCUGUACGACCAGGUGGUGGCCCACUUCGACGUGCGGCGCCGCACCUCGCUGCUCAACGAGCGACUGAGCCACUCGAUGGACUACCUGCAGAUGCUGAGCGAGCACGUCAGGCACAAGUACUCUCGGGCGGGCGGUGACGGGGGGUGACCUGAAUGGGCGGUGAAGACAAGGGCCCUCAAGAGGCCCUUCUCUUCAUCCCCCCUGCAGGUCAUCCCCCAUUACCACCGUCCCGAUACUCGGUGCGCCUCGAGCGUAUCAUUAUCGUCCUCAUCUUCCUGGACGGGCGUGUGGGCCGACGCGCGGCGGGCCGCGCAGGGGGGAGAUGCGACGGCACAAGGGCCCAUGACCGUUUUGUGUGUGUGAGAGAGAGAGAGAGAGUUUGCUCCCGACGUCAUCGCCGUUCGUCGUUGUCGUCGUCGUCGUCGUCGUCGUCGACGUCCUCGACGUCGUCUUCGUCCUCGUCCUCGUUCGCGUGGCUUGGGAACGGCCAUCUGUCAGGCAGCUCGACCGUUUCGGAUCGCUCGUCGUGCCCUGCGAGAUCGGAGAGGCCCCGGGCCCGCGCCCGCCCCUGGGGCACCAAGAUUGGCAAGAUGGUGCUGGGAAGGCC